Zootermopsis nevadensis is the source of this 1733-nucleotide messenger RNA. Lineage: Eukaryota; Metazoa; Arthropoda; Insecta; Blattodea; Termopsidae. The record is from RefSeq and is a predicted model, not a curated record.
UUAAUUUGCGUUAUAUGUUUAACAUGCCUUUACAAUCUUUUACAUCAAAACACGAAUGGCACGUUCCUAAUUGCCUUUCUGGCGACCGCUUCAUUCCUCUCCGAUGUCUGCUCAAUACAGAAAAUUUUCGUUAUGCCAAGGCAUUAUCACAGACCCAACAAGAGGAAGACAUCUUGAAACAGGAUAUCACCAGCGUCUGCCUUGAAGAGUAUAGGAAGAAUCUGCAGUUUGCUUUAAACCUUGGCACUCCCCAUUCUCGGCUGUUAAGGUUUUCCUGUUCGUCUCCAUCGACAGAGUUACCACUCAAACAGGCUUAUCACUGGCCUGUCAGAUGUCGAAAACGCCCACUCAUAAAACAGCCUCAUCAUUUAUUGGAUUUACCAAACUUCAGAUAUAAUUUUUUUCUCAAUCUGCUAGACUGGGGGCCUUCGAAGUACUUAGCCGCUGCCCUCUACAAUUCCGUUUACCUCUACGCUAAUGGAGAGAACACAAUUGAGCUCACUGCCUUUACAGGUAGCUACUGUUCGGCAGUCAAAUGGGAUUCUAAUGGAGAGACAUUGAUAGUAGGAACAAAUAAUUCUGUAAUUCAGGUAUGGAAUACGGAAAGCAGAAAACUUCUGGAAGAAACAGUCUGUAACUGUACGAGUACAUUAUCUAUCAGUUGCGCUAUCAAUGCUCUCGCGUGGCAUCCCAGUAACACAUUAUUUGUAAGUGGUUGCUCAACUGGAACUCUGCUUCUGAUUCCACUUUCAUCCUUCCAACUUGAGUGCGAACAGAUAUCUAUUUUACGUGCACACAAAGGUCAGAUUUCCAGUCUGCGAUGUUCUCCGGAUGGUCGCUUCCUGGCGUCGUCAGGUGAAGACAGUGCAGUCAGACUCUGGCACUGGCCCCAUCUAACACCAGGAAUGGAAAUUACGAGCUUCGAUGACCCAGUACGAACUAUGGCGUGGCAUCCAUGGAAACCCUCGUACUUGGUCAUUGGGGGUAGCAUAAGCGGAUCUAUCACUUUAUGGAAUGUUAAUAAAUACACUCAGGAGGCUCGUAAGACGUUAGAUUCUUCAGCAGUUCUUUGCAGUUUGGAAUGGAGUCCAAUUACGGGAGAACUUGUAGCUGGAAUCUGGGUUCCGGGUGAGCAGGGACUAUUGGGCCGAUCUGUUCUUGUGGUUUUGGCAACACUGAACAAGGUUGUCGACAGAUUGGACUAUUAUGCCGGCCAAAUCUACUAUCUCCUGUGGAGUCCAGACGGCAAACAAAUCGCUACGGUUGGCUCUGAUGAAACGCUUCGAAUCUGGUACUUCCUUGGACCAUCAUCAGCGAGGGAAAAGGAUAUUUGGAGGUUCUUAAAACCAGUGGUUCCUGCUACUUUUAGCAUGUCACUGUGUAACAAAAGAAAGAAAGUGGGUGAAAGUUGUCACGCGUCAACAAACGACAAAGGAAAACGAAGUUCAUUUAAAAAGGAAGAUGUUUUCAGUAUACACAACAACAGUUUUGGCUGCGUAAUUCGUUAAAUAUUAUUGAAUUAAUUAUGUAAUUUAAUGUAAAUGUUUUCUUUUUAAUUUGUCUCGAUACGGAGUAUGACUAGGGCCUAAUACGAGUCCGAACGACUAUUCUACGGCUCUAACUUUCUAAUUUUUUUAUAUAAUUCUAUGGUCAUUUUAAAUAUAAUUACCAGACCAUGCAAUGUACAGUUUUAUAUCACGAUACUCGUCAUUAAAUAACAGUUUUCUCGUAAA